This is a messenger RNA of Capsella rubella, 2136 nucleotides long. RefSeq names its product cysteine-rich receptor-like protein kinase 17. Lineage: Eukaryota; Viridiplantae; Streptophyta; Magnoliopsida; Brassicales; Brassicaceae. The coding region runs from base 8 to 2014 and encodes 668 amino acids. Gene Ontology annotation, molecular function: ATP binding; protein kinase activity. The record is from RefSeq and is a predicted model, not a curated record. Gene Ontology annotation, biological process: protein phosphorylation. The transcript has 7 exons.
AAAAAAAAUGGCAAAGAAGAGUUGUGAAUCAGUCCACUUUUUCCUCUUCUUUUUCGUCAUAAGCUUCAAUGCCAUUUCUGUUUCUGCACAAACUUGUGACAAUACUACUGGAACUUUCGAACCCGAUAACCCUUAUGACAAGAACCGCCGACUCAUCCUCUCUACACUCGCUACUAACGUCACGGCUCUGACAGGCUACUAUUUCAACGGUUCAAUUGGGAUUGCUCCUGACGAAGUCUACACCAUAGGGAUGUGCGCUCCAGCUUCAGAAGAUCAUGUUUGCUCUCUCUGUAUCAAGACCACAUCAGAGAGUUUACUACAAAACUGUCCUAACCAGGCAGAUGCUUUCUCCUGGUCAGGUGAAGAAACCCUUUGCCUUGUUCGCUACUCUAACCGCCCCAUCUCUGGUUUGCUCAAUAUGACUCCACGUGGAGCGAUUUACAAUACAGGAGAGCUCAAUACGAAUCAGACUGAGUUUGAUAUCGUGUGGACAAAUUUAACGUCUAGUAUGAUCACCGGAAUAACUUCUUCUUCUUCUUCAUCAGGCGCUAACAAUUCGUCUAAGUACUACUCAGACGGCUUAGCUCCAGUGCCGGAUUUUAAGAAUAUAUCAGCAAUGAUGCAAUGCACACCGGACGUUUCUACAGAGGAUUGUAGAACUUGCUUACGAACAAACGUUGACGACUAUGGACAUUGUUGCCGUAAAUAUCAAGGCGGCGUUAUAUCACGACCAAACUGCUUUUUCCGAUGGGAAACGUAUUCCUUCGACGGUGCUACUGAUCAGAUUAAUUUACCAAAAUCACCGCCGCCUUCUAUCACAACCUCUCCUGUAGCCAACAUAACCAAGAAUGAUAGAGGAAUCUCAGGAGGAACUAUUACGGCGAUAGUUGUGGUUACUGUUGUUACAAUAAUAUUGAUUGUUGUAGGAUUGGUUAUUUUUAAGAGAAGAAAGCAAAAGCAAGAAAUUGACCUACCAACGGAGUCUGUUCAAUUUGAUUUAAAAACAAUUGAAUCCGCGACGAGCAACUUUUCCGAACAUAACAAGCUUGGUAAAGGUGGUUUUGGUGAGGUUUACAAGGGUAUGCUCAUGAAUGGCACUGAAAUUGCGGUAAAGAGAUUGUCGAAAACAUCAGGACAAGGUGAAGUAGAGUUCAAGAACGAGGUUGUUGUUGUUGCAAAGCUUCAACACAUAAAUCUUGUUAGACUUCUUGGGUUUUCACUACAAGGAGAAGAGAAGUUACUCGUCUAUGAGUUUGUUCCAAACAAAAGCCUUGAUUAUUUCCUCUUCGACCCUAUGAUGCGAACUCAGUUGGACUGGACAAUGCGGCGCAACAUCAUCGGUGGGAUUACUCGAGGGAUUUUAUAUCUUCAUCAAGAUUCACGGCUCAAGAUUAUACAUCGUGACCUCAAAGCGAGUAACAUCCUCUUAGAUGCGGAUAUGAACCCGAAAAUUUCUGAUUUCGGAAUGGCAAGGAUCUUUGGAAUGGACCAAACUGUAGCCAAUACAGCAAGAGUAGUUGGAACCUUCGGUUACAUGUCUCCCGAGUAUGUGACACAUGGACAAUUCUCGAUGAAAUCCGAUGUCUAUAGCUUUGGAGUAUUGAUUCUUGAGAUCAUUAGUGGCAAAAAGAACAGCAGCUUCUACCAGAUGGAUGGUUUAGUUAACAAUUUAGUCACAUAUGUCUGGAGGCUAUGGGAGAACAAAUCAUUGCAUGAUCUCAUAGAUCCUAGUAUCAUAGAAGAUUGUAAACACGAUGAAGUCGUUAGAUACAUUCAUAUUGGGUUGUUAUGUGUUCAAGAAAAUCCUACAGAACGUCCAACAAUGUCUACGAUUCACCAAAUGCUCACAACCAGUUCAAUUGCUCUGCCUGUGCCUCUGCCACCUGGUUUUUUCUUUAGGAACGAACAAGGAUUGAACCCAUUAGGCCAGAGAUUGGAGCCUGGUCAAUCGACCAGCAAGUCUUUUGCUUGUUCCGUAGACGAAGCAACAAUCACUGAAGUUAAUCCUCGUUGAAAAUUCAACAUGCUCUGUUUUUUUUUUUCUUUCUUUUCUUGAUAUACAUUAUCCACAAAGUCUUGUCACUUAUUUAUGUCUGUAUAUGGAAAAGUUUUCUUUAAGGAGCACUUUCAGGUUCA